Molecule: messenger RNA, 2001 nt
Organism: Zymoseptoria tritici IPO323
Lineage: Eukaryota; Fungi; Ascomycota; Dothideomycetes; Mycosphaerellales; Mycosphaerellaceae
Exons: 3
Biological process (GO): DNA-templated transcription; regulation of DNA-templated transcription
Molecular function (GO): zinc ion binding; DNA-binding transcription factor activity, RNA polymerase II-specific; DNA binding
Source: RefSeq, a predicted model, not a curated record
UCAGCGGCCUCUCCCUCCGAGACGGUCGACAUGCCCAUUUCUCAGCCAGCCAAACGAACCGCGACAGAUGCUGGACUGCGACCGAAUGGUACUCGACCAGCGAAGAGUGUCAAGAGGAGAGCUUCCAAAGCUUGCCAAUGUUGUCGCUCGCGAAAGGUGCGCUGUAAUGUGGUCGAGCAUGGACCGCCUUGCACCAACUGCCGGCUGGACGAGGUGGAAUGCAUUGUUUCCGAGAGCAAGCGAAAGAACCUCUCCGCAACAAAACAAAGGCCUCGCGUUCAAACCCACCACAGCUUUCCCCAUGUCCGCGCAACCUCCAUACGAACCAAUGCGGCGAGCUUCGGAACAUGUACCCCACACCGUCUUCGCGUGGAGUGGAGGUGGGCUGACGGGUUGAAUUCGCGUAACACAGACCAAGACAUCGGCCGAGAUAUCGCCUUGUCAAGCCGUAGUCGCAGCAGCUCCAUGUAUGCGCCAGACAUGCUCGCUCUGCAUCGUCUGGGCCCGAAACCAUCCACGUCCGAGCCAUCGCCGUUCAUCAACAGCAUCAAUUCGCCGAUAUCCCCGCUGCAUUCCCUGCCACUGUAUAUCAAGCCAUUGCCGACGAAGCUCGAGCCGGAGGAUCUGGCGUAUUUGGAAAAGAGAGGCGCUUUGACGAUUCCACCCACGACGUUGCGGAAUGAGCUGCUCAGGAAUUAUGUCGAAUUCGUAUACCCUUCCAUGCCGAUGCUCAAUAUUCACGAUCUCGUCGCGACGAUUGACAGGAAUGAUGGGAUUCAGCCGAUCAGCUUGUUGCUGUUUCAGGCGAUUAUGUUCUCAGCGGUCGCCACGAUCGAUAUGCGAUUCCUUACAGCUGCGGGAUACUCGACUCGGAGGGAUGCGAGAAGGGACUUCUUCAAGAAGACCAGACUUCUCUACGACUUUGAUGUCGAGAUUGAUCGCAUCUCGCUGAUUCAGUCUUUGCUGAUGAUGACUUACUGGUACGAGACACCGGAUGAUCAAAAGGACAGCCACCACUGGAUGGGCAUUGCAGUCUCGCUUUCCCACACGAUCGGCCUGCACCGCAACCCGGACAAGUCUCCAGCGAUGGAUCCCGCGAGGAAGAAGCUGUGGAAGAGAAUCUGGUGGUCGACCUACCUGCGAGAUCGCCAAGUCGCUCUGGGCAUGCGCCGCCCAACACGCAUCAAGGAUGCUGAUUUCGACGUGCCCAUGCUCGAAGUCAGCGACUUUGACGUAGCCCUCCUCCCAGAAGGCGACUCAUGCAUCCCGGCAGACUGCAAAGUCCUGCGAGACUUGGACAGCCAGAAGCAGCUCGCACAAAUGUGCAUGCAAACCGCAAAGCUAUCCAUCUGCAUGAGCCACGUCCUCUCAGUCCAGUACUCCGUACUAAACAACAACCACGGCGUCGUCGACGAAGAAGGCAGCUCCCGAACCACCGUCCGGCUCGUAGCCCGCCAACUCAACCCCGAAGUCAACGAAGUCCAAACCUGCGACAAAGAACUCCAAGAAUGGCACGACGCGCUCCCCUCCGAAGCGCAAUACGACACACCAACCUGGUCCGACGUCGACAACGGCAACCGCUCCGUCGUGCUCCACCGCUCCCUGCUCCACCUCAUGUACUACGCCGCCUUAUCCGCCCUGCACCGGCCCCAAGUCCUCCCCUCCACCGCCGUCGCUCCCCGCCGCUUACAAUCCGAACUCCUCGAACACUCCCGCAAAACCGUCCGUCUCGCAGCGACCGAAAUCACCCGCAUCGCCUACCAACUCUACACCCUCGACAUGGCGCGGUUCUUCCCUUCCACCGGCAUCACCGUCCUCCUCCCCGCCAUCAUAAUCCACCUCCUCGACAUCAAAGCCCCCGACGAGUCCACCCGCCGCCACUCCCUCCAAGGAUUCUGCCAAUGCAUGCAAAUCAUGGGCAAGUUGCGGGACAUCUACGCGGCCGCCGACUACUCCACCGCCUUCCUCGAAGCGGCCAUCCGAAAAGCGGAAAUCACCCUC